AUGAUUAUCCCGGUUAUUAGCAAAGAUUCAGUCGAUGGUGACUUGAAUUAUAAGCCACCUUCCUCGUUCCCAAUUGGUCCGUACUUUAAAAAAUAUGCACAUAACCCAAUAUUGACUCCUAACCCAGAAAACGAUUUUGAGAGUGCAUAUAUUUACAAUGCCACUGCCAUAGUGGUAGAUGACAAGGUUUUCCUCUUCUAUAGAGCACAAAAUGCUGCCUUAACGUCGAGCGUGGGGAUAGCAGUUUCAAAAGAUGGUUAUAAUUUCAAAAGAUUUCCUGAGCCUGUUUUGUAUCCAACGGAACCUUGGGAAAAUGGCGGUGGCUGCGAAGAUCCUAGAAUUGUAAGAGACCCCAAAUCCAAACUUUUCAUUAUGACUUAUACUGCUUACGAUAGAAACCAUGCUAGAUUAUGUGUUGCAACAUCCGAGAAUCUAUUCAAAUGGAAGAAAUAUCCUCCGAUUAUCUAUCCUGAUGAAAGUUGGAAUGAUAUAGCCGUUGUCAGUAAUGGUGAUACUAUUAUUCGAAAUGCUUGGCUGAAGCUGGGUGCUGUCUUUACAGAAAAGAACAAAUACACUGGCAAAUAUUACAUGAUUUGGGGCGACUGCUGCUUCCACUUAGCUGAAUCUGAUGAUUUGAAACACUGGAAAUUAAGAACGAAUGAUUACCACGCUAGUAUAUUCGCAAAAGGAAUCUUUACAUGGCAAAAUAAAUUAAUUGAGCCAGGUCCAGCUCCAAUUAAAAUUCAGUACAAGAAAGAUUCUAAAAAAAAUCAUUACGUACUCUUCUACAAUUCUGCAACAGUAGGCGGUGGUGAUCUUCCAAAGGAUACAUAUUCCAUCCUGCAAAUGCUAGUCGAUUAUGAUGACAUUACAGGAGGACCACUUGCAAGACUAGAAAAGCCCAUCCUUAUCCCUGACCAAGAUAACGAGAAAAAUGGCCAAGUUGAUAAAGUUGUAUUCACCGAAGGAAUUGUUCAAUUUAAAGGUAAAUGGUUCUUAUACUUUGGCCAAGGUGAUUCUGAACUUGGAGUUGCAACUUGUGAUGUUGAAUAG
Molecule: messenger RNA, 1053 nt
Organism: Dujonia railenensis
Lineage: Eukaryota; Fungi; Ascomycota; Pichiomycetes; Serinales; Debaryomycetaceae
Source: the annotation of a GenBank genome assembly